AUGCCAAUCACUGCCAUUCAUGCCCGUUACAUCUACGAUUCUCGGGGCAAUCCAACUGUAGAAGUUGAUCUUGCUACAGAGAAAGGUAUGUUUCGAGCAGCGGUGCCAAGUGGUGCAUCAACAGGUGUGCAUGAGGCACUCGAACUUCGUGAUAAGGAUAAGGGUGUUCAUCAUGGAAAAGGAGUCCUAAAAGCGGUCAAAAAUAUCAAUGAGCAAAUCGCGCCAGUACUGAUUUCUAAAAAAAUGGAUCCGACCCAGCAAAAGGAAAUCGACCAAUUCCUUCUCCAACUUGAUGGAACCGAGAACAAAUCAAAAUUUGGAGCUAAUGCACUUUUGGGUGUUUCGCUAGCAGCAUGCAAGGCUGGUGCUGCUCAUAAGUGUAUGCCGCUAUACAAAUAUAUUGCUGAACUAGCAGGUAUGAAGGAAGUUGUUCUACCGGUACCUGCGAUGAAUGUUAUCAACGGUGGCUCACAUGCCGGCAAUAAACUUGCUAUGCAGGAAUUCAUGAUUAUGCCCGUUGGAGCAUCCUCCUUCGCUGAAGCAAUGCGCAUGGGCUCCGAAGUUUAUCAUCACCUGAAGGCAGAAAUCAAAAAGCGAUACGGCUUGGAUGCUACUGCAGUGGGUGACGAAGGUGGGUUCGCUCCAAACAUUCAAGACAACAAGGAAGGUCUCGAUUUGCUGAAAUCAGCAAUUGCUGCUGCGGGAUAUGAAGGAAAAGUUGUUAUCGCGAUGGAUUGCGCAGCUUCAGAGUAUUACAAGGACUCGGCUAAAAAGUACGACUUGGACUUUAAAAAUCCGAAAUCGGACCAAAGCAAAUGGAAAACUGGUGAAGAAAUGUUAGGGUUGUACAAAUCAUUUAUCAAGGAUUAUCCAAUUGUGUCAAUCGAAGACUGGUUCGAACAAGAUGACUGGAAUAGCUGGACGAAAGGACUGUCUUCUGUUGACAUUCAGAUUGUUGGUGAUGACCUGACUGUGACCAAUCCCAAACGAAUUGAGAUGGCUGUGAGGAACAAAGCUUGCAAUUGCUUAUUGUUGAAGGUGAAUCAAAUUGGAACUGUAACCGAGUCUAUUGAAGCAGCAAAUUUAGCACGUAAGAACGGUUGGGGCGUGAUGGUUUCGCAUCGAUCAGGUGAAACUGAGGACACAUUCAUUGCUGAUCUCGUUGUUGGCCUUGCCACGGGACAGAUAAAAGCUGGAGCACCAUGCCGCUCUGAACGUCUAGCGAAAUACAAUCAAAUACUCCGCAUUGAGGAGGAGCUUGGCAAAUCAGCCGUUUAUGCAGGGACAAAAUUUCGAAAUCCGCAAGCAGCAUGAACCAGGCAAUGAAAAAGAUUGAAUGCUGCGUAUUACCUCCAGCUCAAUUGACGGAUGAAUUAAAUAUUAUGGACCUAGGCUAAUGUUCUGAGCACUCACGUCACCUAUUAAUUGUAUUACCUAUGAAUCUCGGUAGCCCUUACCGAAUGUUCAUAUCUCAAAUAAACCUAAUCGCAAUAACAUUCAUU
Loa loa (African eye worm) is the source of this 1502-nucleotide messenger RNA. RefSeq names its product enolase. The record is from RefSeq and is a predicted model, not a curated record. The transcript is spliced from 10 exons. The coding region runs from base 1 to 1314 and encodes 437 amino acids. Gene Ontology annotation, cellular component: phosphopyruvate hydratase complex. Lineage: Eukaryota; Metazoa; Nematoda; Chromadorea; Rhabditida; Onchocercidae. Gene Ontology annotation, biological process: glycolytic process. Gene Ontology annotation, molecular function: magnesium ion binding; phosphopyruvate hydratase activity.